Messenger RNA from Aspergillus mulundensis, 705 nucleotides. Its product is annotated as GNAT family N-acetyltransferase. The record is from RefSeq and is a predicted model, not a curated record. Gene Ontology annotation, molecular function: acyltransferase activity, transferring groups other than amino-acyl groups. The transcript is spliced from 2 exons. The coding region runs from base 1 to 705 and encodes 234 amino acids. NCBI's taxonomy places the organism in Eukaryota, Fungi, Ascomycota, Eurotiomycetes, Eurotiales, Aspergillaceae.
AUGCCCAGCCAAACUUCCGUCGAAAUCCAACCUUUCGAGAAGACCGAUAUCCGGGAAGCCGUCCUCCUCGGCCAGGUGGCCUUCGCAGAAACCAACCGGCUAGCGUACACAGGCCCGCUAAGCCCAAGCUCCAUCGACGCGAUGGUGGCGCAGCGCGAAGCAUCCGCCGACACAGAGCCGCACGUCACGACCUUCAAGGCUGUCGAUGUCUCAACGGGGAAGAUGGUCGGGUUAGCGCGGUGGGCUAUCUGGGAGACGGACCAGGUCGUGGAGAAAUCGGUCGACGAGGUCGUACGUGACAGACUCAGCGCCCCUGUCGCCGAAAGGCGAGACGAAGUUGCGCGGGCAAUGUGGACGCUUGUGCAGGUGGGGAAAAGGGAGAUCCUGGGCGUUGGGAAGAUUGAGGGGAACGAGAAGGGCAUCAAGCUCAGGAAGCGGAUCGAGCUUGAGGCUCUCUGUGUGCAUCCGGAUUAUCAAGGGCGGGGAAUAGCGAAGAGGUUCCUGGCGUGGGGGGUGGGUGAGGCGGAGAUGUUGGGACUGGACGUCUACCUUGAGGCGACGGAGGCUGGGAGGCCGGUGUAUGAGAAGACCGGGUUCCAGGCGGUUCGGAAGGAGGAGUUCGGGCUUGAUGGGAUUGGCGAGACCUCGCUCACGUUCAUGAUUCUGCCGGCGAAAGCGGUUUCUGAGGUCAAAGAUGAGUUGUAG